Gekko japonicus is the source of this 2517-nucleotide messenger RNA. Its product is annotated as vomeronasal type-2 receptor 26-like. The transcript has 6 exons. Gene Ontology annotation, biological process: G protein-coupled receptor signaling pathway. The coding region runs from base 1 to 2517 and encodes 838 amino acids. Gene Ontology annotation, molecular function: G protein-coupled receptor activity. The record is from RefSeq and is a predicted model, not a curated record. NCBI's taxonomy places the organism in Eukaryota, Metazoa, Chordata, Lepidosauria, Squamata, Gekkonidae. Gene Ontology annotation, cellular component: membrane.
AUGGUGGCAUUUGCUGUGAUAGUCCUGGUGUUCCUACCUCAACUGGCAUGCAAGCUUCCUGAUUCUAAGUGUUCUGUGGGUGACCCUGUUCCUAUUUUUCACAAGUCUUUUCAGUCAGGGGACUUCAUCAUUGCAGGCAUUAUUUCUCAGAUUUAUAUCUUUUCUGAGCCCAUAACAUUUGGAAGACAUCCCUCUCAGGAACUCUUUGAUGAUAUUGACUAUUUCAGUCCAAGCAGGAUCUAUCAAGCAUCAAUAGAGUUUUUAUCUACAAAGGACAGGGUCACCCCUAACUACAAGUGUGAUGGAAAGAGAACUCUGGCAGCCGUCAUAGGAGGCCCUACUUCUGACAUAGAUCUCCACAUGGCAAAUGUGUUCAACAUCUACAAGAUUCCACAGCUGACCUAUGGAACUGCUUCAUUGGUGACUGAGAAAAGCCUGUCUCCUUUUUCCCACUGGAUGUUCCCAAAUGUGGCCCAUCAAUAUAAGGGCAUUCUUCACUUACUUUUGCACUUCAGAUGGACGUGGAUCGGAUUAUUUUAUCUGGCUGUUGAAAAUGUAGAACAAUUCCUACAGAAUGUCAUUUCUUCUUUUUCCCAAAGUGGUGUCUGCUUUGAGUUCUUACAAAUAUUACAAGCGAUAAGUUUUUCUGAUGGUUUCGCUGGACUUUUGGAAAAGGGACUAGAAACGUACAAGAUUGGUAUGGGAAGCUCUGCUACUGCACUAGUUAUACAUGGUGAAAUUCAGACAGUCAUGAGCAUGAGGACAGUGCACCAGGUUGCAGAAUGUGAGGAUAACCCAGUUAAAACAAAAGGCAAAGUCUGGAUUAUGACAGCUCAGAUGGAUUUUGUAUCACUUCCCUACCAAAGAAACUGGGACAUAGACAUCAUCAUUCAUGGAGCUAUAGCCUUUGCUAUUCACUCAGUUGAGGUGUUGGGAUUCUAUAGAUUCCUUCAUAUGAGAAAUCCUACUUUGGUGAUAGAAGAUGCUUUUAUUAAGGCCUUCUGGCAACAGGCAUUUCAGUGUUCAUUUCCCGGUUUCAUAGCAGUGAGCAAGGAUGGACCACUCUGCACUGGUGAGGAGAAGUUGGAGACUCUUCCUGCAUCUGUCUUUGAAAUGGGGAUGACUGGCCAUAGCUACAGCAUCUACAAUGCUGUCUAUUCUGUAGCACAUGCUUUGCAUGACUUGCAUGUAUCCCAGUUCAGACAGAGAUGGAUGUCUGACAAAGGAAGAAGGCAGCUUCUGAAUCAACAAUUGUGGCAGCUUCAUAAAUUUCUGAGAGCUGUGUCCUUUAACAACAGUGCUUGGGAACACAUUGCCUUUGACCGAAAUGGGGAAUUAAUGAGUGGAUUUGAUGUUCUGAACUGGGUGACAUUCCCAAAUCAGUCCUUCGUGAGACUCAAAGUUGGAAGGAUAGAUCCAAACAUUCACUCAGAGAACCUGUUCACCAUUCAUGAGGAGGCCAUUGUAUGGCCCAGCAAGUUCAACCAGACACAACCACUUUCUCGGUGCAAUGACAACUGCCAUUCUGGCUUCAGUAGAAGAAAGAAGGAAGGGAAGCCAUUUUGCUGCUAUGAUUGCCUUCCAUGUCCUGUAGGGAAGAUUUCAAAUAAGGAAGAUAUGGAUGAUUGUUUUCCAUGUGCAGAAGAUCACUAUCCAAAUAAUGAGAAGAAUCAAUGCCUUCCAAAAGGUAUAAGCUACUUGUCAUAUGAAGAACCAUUGGGGAUCAGUCUGGUCAUUUUUGCUCUUUCCUUUUUGUUCAUCACACUUUCGGUGCUCAGGAUCUUCAUUACGCACCUGGACACUCCCAUAGUCAAAGCCAACAACCGGAAUCUGACCUACUCUCUCCUCAUCUCUCUCACACUCUCUUUCCUUUGUGCUUUGCUAUUCAUUGGUCACCCAAGUAAGGUGACCUGUCUCCUUCGGCAAAUGACAUUUGGCAUCAUUUUCUCAGUGGCUGUUUCUUGCGUCUUGGCCAAAACUAUCACUGUAGUUCUGGCUUUCAUGACCACCAAGCCAGGGUCCAGGAUGAGAAAAUGGAUGGGGAAUCAACUGACCAUCUUCAUUGUUCUUUUCAGCUCUCUUAUACAAGCUGUUAUAUGUACUGUCUGGCUGGCAACAAGUCCACCAUUCCCAGAUUUUGACACACACUCAGCUAUUGAAGCAAUUGUAGUGGAAUGUAAUGAAGGGUCAGUCACCAUGUUUUACUGUGUCUUGGGCUUCCUGGGCUUCCUGGCCAUUGUCAGCUUCACUGUGGCUUUCCUAGCCAGAAAGUUACCUGACAGUUUUAAUGAAGCCAAAUUCAUUACUUUCAGCAUGUUGGUUUUUUGCAGUGUUUGGCUGUCCUUUGUCCCAACCUAUUUGAGCACCAAGGGAAAAUACAUGGUGGCUGUGGAGAUCUUCUCUAUUUUGGCCUCCAGUGCUGGGUUACUAGGCUGUAUCUUUUCCCCCAAAUGCUAUAUAAUUUUGCUGAGGCCAGAUUUGAAUAGCAAAGAGAAGAUAAUAUGCAGAAAGCACUGA